Messenger RNA from Gadus morhua (Atlantic cod), 5144 nucleotides. RefSeq names its product EYA transcriptional coactivator and phosphatase 3 (gene eya3). Gene Ontology annotation, molecular function: protein tyrosine phosphatase activity. NCBI's taxonomy places the organism in Eukaryota, Metazoa, Chordata, Actinopteri, Gadiformes, Gadidae. The record is from RefSeq and is a predicted model, not a curated record. Gene Ontology annotation, cellular component: nucleus. The transcript has 19 exons. The coding region runs from base 199 to 2007 and encodes 602 amino acids. Gene Ontology annotation, biological process: negative regulation of extrinsic apoptotic signaling pathway in absence of ligand; cell differentiation; multicellular organism development.
AUGAGCGGGUGUGCGCAUGCGCAGACGAGCGAGUAGGAAAACUUCCUGCAAAAUAGUGAUCCCUAACAACAGACAAAGCUUGACAGUGUGGAUGGAAUAGAAGACGAUUCUAUAAAAGGCACAGCGAUUAUCCCACUUGAUGCAGGGUCACGGCAGCGGUCGCAGGUCCAGAGAGCAGUAGGAGGAACCAGGGGCUCCAUGUCGGCUCACCCCCCUGCAGAGAUGGACGGCCCGCCGGAGCUGACCGAGCUGCCGUCAAAGAAGGCCAAGCUUGAUAUGGACGAUAGACUGGAGAAGGCAACACGGAACCUGGCUGAGGAUGGCAGCCCCCAGAACACAUACCCGGCCUUGACGGCAGUCCGCGACCAUGGGCAACCAGACCAACAGAGUGCCUUAGCCCCGCAAGCAUGCAGUGACCCCAUGAACUCCUAUGCACAUUCUGUCGGACCGUGCAAAGACCCUGAUACCACAGUUGUAUCUGAAUACUCCCAGAUGUACCAAGACAACAACCCCGCAGUGACCUCCUACGGCAACCAGGCGGCGUUCUCUCCCCUGGCCCAGUCUAGCGUGUACUCCUUCCCCCAGGCAGGCCAGACCUACGGGCUCCCACCGUUUGGUGCUAUGUGGCCAGGCAUAAAAACAGAGACAGGGCUGCCUGAGGCGCCCUCUGUUGGUCAGCCGGGGUUUCUCAGCUUCAGCAGCGCAUACACGUCCACGCAGUCCGGCCAGCUUCACUAUUCCUACCCCAGCCAAGGCUCAAGCUUCACCACGGCCAGCGUUUACUCCAACAUCCCCGCUACCACGGCCAGCACUGUCCCCGCCCCAGCGCCCAAUCAGGAGUUCAGCAGCUACUCCUCGCUGGGACCCCAGGCCCAGUUCUCCCAGUACUACGCGCCCCUGCCAGGCUACGCGCCCCCCGGCCUGCCGAGCAGCGAGAGUCACGGUACGGACGCUGCGGGCGUGGCCGGCUACCCGGCCGUCAAGUCGGAGAGCGCCGUGUCCGCCGGGCUGCCCAGCAACACCGACGCCCCCCCGCAGGAGAACCUCCCGCCGGGCAUCGCCCUGCCGGCCGGGCUGGCCCUCCCCACGGGGGCCCGGGAGCUGGAGGACGCGGGCCGCAGGAACUCUGUGGGGAAGGCCAAAGGCAAGGCCAAGAAGCCCGACGGAUGCCCCUCCACGGACUCGGACCUGGAGCGGGUCUUUCUGUGGGACCUUGACGAGACCAUCAUCAUAUUCCACUCGCUUCUCACCGGCUCCUUCGCACAGAAGUUCGGCAAGGACCCAGCCACUGUGCUGAACCUGGGCCUUCAGAUGGAGGAGCUGAUCUUUGAACUGGCCGACACACACCUGUUCUUCAACGACCUGGAGGAGUGUGACCAGGUCCACGUGGAAGACGUGGCGUCCGACGACAACGGACAGGACCUCAGUAACUAUAACUUCCUGGCCGACGGCUUCAGCGGCUCCAGCGGGGGGGGCGGAGGCUCCGGGCCCGCCGGCGUCCCCGGUGGCGUGGAGUGGAUGCGCAAGCUAGCCUUCCGCUACCGCCGGCUAAAGGAGAUCUACAACGCCUACAAGACCAACGUCGGAGGCCUGCUGAGUCCUAUGAAGAGGGAUCUUCUGCUGAGGCUUCAGUCCGAGAUCGAGAACGUGACGGACGCCUGGCUCAGCACGGCCCUCAAGUCCCUGCUGCUGAUCCAGUCCAGGGGGAAGUGUCUGAACAUCCUGGUCACCACCACCCAGCUGGUGCCAGCCCUGGCCAAGGUGUUGCUCUACGGCCUGGGAGAGGUCUUCUCCAUCGACACCAUCUACAGCGCCACCAAAAUAGGGAAGGAGAGCUGCUUCGAGAGGAUCGUCUCGCGCUUCGGCAAGAAGGUGACCUACGUGGUGAUCGGGGACGGCCGCGACGAGGAGUUUGCCGCCAAACAGCACAACAUGCCUUUCUGGAGGAUCUCCACCCACGGGGACCUGGUGUCCCUGCACCAGGCGCUGGAGCUGGACUUCCUGUAGACGGUGGCGACGGGGGUUCAGAGGUCAGCGGAGAUGCCUCCCGCCCUCCCCCCCCCGCCCCUAUCAAAUCACCCACCCACCAACCCUCAACCAACCUCCACUAUACAACAUUUAUCUCCUCUUUUUGUUUUUCUUUUGUUGUUCUCGUUGUUUUUUGUUCCGUACUACCGCGGUAACGGGCCCGGCCCUCAGCCUGGAGUUUUGCUGCUGGGGUGGGGGGGGGGAGGGCAACGUUUGGACGCUUUGGUGGGACUGGAUGGAUGACCCUUGACCUGUAUGGCAGCUAAACGCUCAAACAAGCUGGAACUGGCACUGACUGGCACACCAAGAGGGACUCUCUCUCACACUCACCCUCAAUGUCUCUCUCUCUCUCUCUGUCUCUCUGUCUCUCUGUGUCUCUGUCUUUCUGUCUCUCUCUCUCGGUCUCACACACUCACUCCCCAUCAUCGCUCUCUCUCGCCUGAGGAAACGCCACCCUGGCUCCUCUGAUGAUUUAAGGUGGGGGGGGGGGGGCCUAGUGGAAGUCCCCAACCAAGCCGACGUUCUGAGGUCGCAUCGUUGCACUCAUUCCGAAGCUUGAACGCAUGCAUGUUGUUUUUUCGUUUUUUCGUUUUAUCUCAGCGUUACAAUGCAGUUACUCCUUGUGGUCCGUCGGACAUAAACAUUUUCAUGGACGUUUUUCGAAGACGCCAUCGGUCUGGUCCUCUCCAAAGGUACUUCCUGGUUCACCGGACUGGCUCGGCUGACGCUGACCCCGUGACCACAACGUGACGUGUGGUCGUGGUCUGGUCUUGGACUCUGACGGUGGAAGCAACCGGCCUUCCCCUACUCACACUUCCUGAGACUGCGAUGAAGAGAUAAAAAAAUAGUACCCAGCGCAUGCUUUCUGACAAAAAUCCCCCUGACCGCCACUCAGUCCCUAGUGUCUGAGCGGAGAAGUCAGACGUGGAAGGGAAAACGCUGUGUCACAGUUUGUUCUAGAACUAGCUGUUGCCUCGGGGGGGUGCUGACGAAUGUAAACACCCUUCUAUCAAACGUCCACCAUGCUGUAUGGUUUCUUCUUCUGUUCAGACCACAUCACCACAAUGCAAUCCCCCUCGCAUCAGAAUUCCACUUCCUGUUUCCUGUGCACGAGGCCUGUCCACCUAUUCUGCGGUCUUGGCUGUAGAACCGGCCCCCUGGUGUGGCCCCUAAGUGACCUUUGGUGACCUAUGAGGACCCCAGUAAACAGUAUUGGGGGGGGGGGGUGGUAUUGUAUUAAACAGGCGUGCGUACAGGGGCUUCAUGGCAGUUUUCUGAUGGCAUACUGUGUCAUGUGACCCCUUCUUGACCAAACAUUCUCACCAAUGGGGUUCCUAUGCUCCCUGUUUCCAUGACGAUGAUUAUCUAUAGUCCAUUGCAUUCUGUAUAUAACUUUGUUCAGCAAGAAUUGUUAUAAUGGCAGGUGGUGUUGUUCCCUUAAAGGAUCCACACAGAAACGCUGGAGUUGAAUUGAUGUUGAAGCACCCUCCUAAUAAAAAGGGGAUUCAUUAUGCCUACCUGACAAUACUUUAAAUCGUUGGCUUGAAUAAAUCUGUGGUUCUCAUGUAACCCAUGAACCACCUAUGAAACCCUCAGAUCGGAGUACUGGCACAUAGAAACCGAUUGGUUGAUUCGCGGCCGCCUCCUACCAAAACGCGUGGUUGUUUCACCGAACCUGGUCGUCGCAGUCAUCGGUCGGUCACAUCGCAUCCCACAACGGACUCAGGACAUGAGGGGGGGGGGGGGGGGGGGAAGACUGUGCAAUACAUGGAGUAGAUGGCAUGCUCGUUAACCAAUCAGAGACUGAGGGUGGAUUGUGACUGAAUUUAGAUGAGCCUGGUUUCACAUGUACACACAUGCAGCUUUGACCAAUAAGAAUGUUUUCGGUGUGUUCUGUUUUAUUUUUUUGUCUUUUCUUUUGUUUUGUGUAUUUAUAUUGUGCCUUUUUAACCAGUGAUUGUACACUCUGUAAUCUCAAAAAAGGGAACUAUCAACAUGUUUAUUAUCCAAAGUGUUCUUUUGCUUUUUUAACUAUAUGUUUUUACUAUAUAUAGAUCUAUAUCUAUAUAUAGAUAUAGAUCUAUAUAGAUGUAUAUAAAAAAAAGAAUGAUGUUCAUUUCUGCGGAGGCUUACACUUCAGCAACUUGACACGUUUGAAAGACAAAAUAGUAAUUGCUGUUACAUAGUUCUGUCUGAUUAUUCAGUUUAUUUUUCUUUCCACAAUGCGUGAUCUGAUGUCUUUUGGUAGUGUUGUUACUUAUGGAAACAGUCGUCAUCAUAUUACAAAACUAUACUUUUUUGGUGAUGAUUCAUCGUAAUGAAUCAUCACAAAUGUCGACUGAUCCUCUUGACGUCAUCUUUCAGAGAUUUAGGUUACUUCUGAAUGAAAACUUUGCGAUGAAAUACUCAACUGUCAAAAUACUAGUUACUUUGCGGCCAGAACACGUGCACCUGUGAGCACGGCCUGGAGACGAUCAACGGGGAACACGAUAAUCCUUCACAGCAUACUCGGAUGCAUUCGGUUCGGACCCACUCUUGUGUGAAUGUGUAACUGAAAUAUUGUACUACCUAAAAGGAGUUAAAGGGAAUUCCCAUUACCCUGAAUUUCCCUAAAUCAUGUGGUGGGUGGGGGGGGAAAUAACAAAUCAAGUUACAUCCCUUUUUUUGUUUUAUUGUCUACUCUGAGGAAGGAAUAGGCGACCAUACCGCAACAUUUUCGAAUGAAUUGUUGGACUUAAGCUUUGCUUCAUGUCCGAUUCAGAGUCUCAUUGUGGCUCUGAUGCACAAUGUCUUUUGAGGAGUGAAAUCACUUCAUAUUUAAUUUUUUCCUUUUUCAAUGCCAAAGACUAUGUAUUUUUAAACUGCAACCUUUCCACUUACUUUUUUAUUUUAUUUUCAUCUCAUCGCUCCGACCGGUGUUGUGGUGUCAGCGAGCGUACCGCGGUGGGCUCGGCACACAGCUAAAGUCGUCAGGGUCAUUUACAUUAUCACUGUUUGUGGACAUUGCGUACUGUUACAGUGGCAUCGAGACACUGCAUAUUAACCAUGAGGUCCCCCUGCUGUGGUCUGUACACACUCCCUGCAAUGUAAAUAAAUUAUCAAAAAAUGUAAAGAAA